GAAGUUCGGAUAAUACUACUAAUUUAGUACAUGAUUGCCACUGGACGUCAGUGUACUUUGCGAUAUCGACUAGGGACGGAAAAGUCUGUGUUCCGCGAGUGAUAAAUUGUCGUUCGGUUAUCGUUUGGAAUUCCCGCUUGAGAUAACGUUCACCUUGCCUUACCCCGGCUUAGCAAUGAGAUAAAUUUGUGCUUAGUGCUCCCCCCUCCCGACCACGGUACAACAGCUAAUCAUCGGCGGAACAAAAGUACCGCAAAAUUCCCCCAUUCCAAGGUGUUUCAACACAUAACGAAACACCGAACGACGAUGGCAACCACGUCAGCUGCUAGAUUCUGCCCCCAAGUUUCGUAAGCAGAAGAUUAAACCGCUCAGACAAAGUUUCUUGUUUUCAGUGUCAAUUUAGGUUACCAGCGGUGAACAUUGCGCCACCAGUGCGGUCCAAUUCCCGCUAAUCGACGAAGCAGCUUUCAGUCCAUUACGAUGAGAUUAACUAUCAUUAUAAGUUUAUUUAUAAAUUUGGCCAGUGCCCAGAUGAAAUCAUGUUCCUUCAACGAACUCUGCGUACCGGUGACAAUCUGUCCAUUGUUCAAAGCAUAUGCUGCUCAAGCUUUCAAAGCCUGGCCAGAUGAGCUGCAAAGAAAAGCGAAAAGUAACUUCUGCAAUCGAGAAGUUGUUGAUAAAGCAACGGUAAUCAGCGUUUGCUGUCCAACGGCAAUAAACAAUAAAGAAUGCGGUGUUCAGGCGGUCAACCGGAUCUCGAAAGGGCAGGUUGCAAUGGUGUUCGAAUACCCGUGGAUGGUGCUGUUGCGGGAUGUCAGCGGGAACUUUGUCUGUGGCGGGACUCUUAUCAGCAGGAGAUACGUACUGACAGCAGCUCAUUGCAUUAAAACGACCACCUCAAUCACCUCGGUUCGGUUGGGCGAAAAUGAUAUCAACCAACCAAUCGACUGUAACAUCAUCGACGACGAAAGGGACUGUGCGCCUCCACCGCAGGAUAUAACAGUGGAUACCCCGAUUCGGCACCCGAUGCACAGCGAUCGACGAAAGAAAAAUGACAUCGCCCUACUUCGGUUGCAACGUCCAGUUGAGUGGUCCCACAGUAUCCGUCCUAUUUGCCUGCCCAACGGCACCCCAGAGCACCGGAUGAUCGAUCCACCAUUCUUCAUCGUCACCGGCUGGGGUGUGACAGAGAAUGGGUCCGCUUUCGAUGUACUGCGCUAUGCCCGAGUGCCACCGGUAACGCUGGACAAUUGCGCCACCAGUGUUCGCUCGUUGAGUGCAACCCUUAAACUGGACCAGAGCCAGAUUUGCGCCGGUGGUGUUGAUCAGGUGGACAACUGUGCCGGUGAUUCCGGUGGACCGCUGCAAUACAUUUCCAACCAAACCUCCCGCUUCUACCAGAUCGGUGUGGUUUCCUACGGGGUCAAAAGUUGCGGGGUGCAAAGCCAACCGGGGGUGUACACCAAUGUGCGGUACUUCUUGAACUGGAUACUGGAGAAUGUCGAUGAGUAAAUUGUGAUGUAAUUGAUAAUUGUGGGCGUGCUUAUUUUUCAUGAAACGAUGACUGGCAUUAGACGGGUUGAUGAUCAGGAGUACAAAUUAUAUUCACUAUUUAUUAUUUGCAUUAACUUAAAUUUUAAGGAAAUAAAUACAUUUGC
Molecule: messenger RNA, 1658 nt
Organism: Topomyia yanbarensis
Lineage: Eukaryota; Metazoa; Arthropoda; Insecta; Diptera; Culicidae
Product: CLIP domain-containing serine protease HP8-like
Exons: 6
Coding region: 481-1512 (343 amino acids)
Biological process (GO): proteolysis
Molecular function (GO): serine-type endopeptidase activity
Source: RefSeq, a predicted model, not a curated record